UUUUAAUUUUUGGAGAGAAAAUACGAAAAUAAUUGCUAUUUUCUGAGUGAAAGAAUGUUUACCGGCGAGAAAUAAUAAUAAGGUUGAUGUGUUGAAUACAUUAAUGUAUACGAUUGACGCCUAAUGAUGGUGGAAAAUCCUAUAACAUCUACGCCUUUGCCUCGGCAAAGUGUAGGCGGGAGUAGUAGUUCCAGUUCAAUUCGGAGACGGUCUUUAAUUCCCCAAGUACGAGUACCCAGUUCUAAGGACGAGGACCGCAAUGAUGAUGAUGCUGAACGAUCAUCCCUACUGGCCUCAGAGCGAGCAGUCGCGACGUCUACACCAAACCUUUCAUCACCAAAACGGCCCAGGGAGACCAUGUCUUCCUCACCACAGAAAGAACAUUUUCAAGGAUGUCUGAAGCUCUUUGCUGAAAAUAAAAUAAACAAAGACAACGCAUGGAACCUUCAGCUAAUAGAUUUCAUGUCUUCAAUGCUGCGCCGUCAUGACGCGCGAAUGGAGAACCUACAGACUGCUUCAACUGUUGUUGAUGCUUCUGCCAGAAUUUACUCCUUCAGGGUUGACGCUGUGCAUUUUGAUGUCUUGAAGAUGGCUGGGGGAUUGAGUAAGGCAGCCCAGACUAAACGAGGCAAGAAAGACGACGACGGGGCGAUGCAAGAAGAAGGUGCGGUGGACGGGGAGCAUGCGGCUGCGCCGCUUAAAAAGAAGAAAAAGCGCUCCAGGGGAGCUAUUGCCAACAACCCUGAUACUUUGAAUGGAGAGUUUGAUGUUAACGAUUGCUUAGAUCCGUUUUUUGAACGGCUUGCCGCCACUACGGGGGACGUGACGUCGUCGAAUAGAGCUUUCAACGCCACUCUGCCCGUACAUGACAAAACUUUGGGACUUAUAUUAAGAACUGACAACCAAUUCUUAGAGUCUAUAAAGGAAAAUAUACCAGAAGACAUAGAGCUAACUGAUCGCAUUGCAUUGGCUACCAAGUUGUUGCCAGUUUUCAAUGAUACCGACCAGAUAUGUGAACCGUUUACUGGCUUCUCUAUUAGCAACUGGGAUCCAGAGACUGAGGACACAGAUGCCCGUGUGAACAACUGGGUUGAAGAAAAUAGACUAAACCUGUCGCAGCAAGCGCUCGCGUUCGACGUCAACGCUGAGGUCGAACCUAUUCCACAGGAUGAGGAGCAUAACGAUCUGUUCGAGGACGAGCCCCUAGGCGGUAUCGAGAGCGAUGAAGAAGCGGACGUGGCCGUAGCGGCGUGCGUGGCCCGUCUUCCGCCGGCACCCGUAGCACGGCUGACAGACAUGCGCCCGGCGGGGGCGCAAGACACGAGACUCGAGUACUCCUACUGCGGCGCCAUCGUGGCCGCCUGGGCUGGCCCCUCGCAUUGGCGCUUGAAAAACAAUAGAGCAUCAAAAAUGUCCGAACGCACCCAAUCAACAGCAGGCCGCCUAACAGAAGACGGCACGAAUAAGAAACCACCACGCACGAAGCGACAACUUGACUUUCUGAACGCUGGGAUGGCGUUUGACUCCUGCGCAGAGCCUAGUGGCGAUUACGAACCUGCGCAACCCGCCAAGAUCAUGAUCAGUCGGAAAACGUUGGCUACUGGACAUACGUGGAAUGAGGCGAACUUUAAGACGCCUAUUGAUAGGGGUCUGGACGAGUCACAUUUCCGUAAGCUGUUCCUCCGACGCAACGUGCUGAUGCUACGCAAACGCGACUUGGAGCAAAGCAAACCCGAACUUCCCGCCGCGCCUGAACCGCUCGCCGUUGAGGAGAUACGCGACUACGAUUACAAUAACGAGAAUGAUGCAUCGUAUUGCGUUAACAACGCUGCAGACGUAGACGAAUGGGGCAACGAAGACGCUACUGCUGCAGGAGAGCUGCAUGAUCAAAUUAAAGCAGCCGAGCCAGAGGAAAUCGGGGACAUGAUCGAACCUCCAACGAAGAUUGCUAAAAUCUUUAUACCUUACGCGAUGCGUGCGAAAAAGGUAGACAUGAAGCAAUUAAAACACUACACAUGGAAAAUGCUUAUAGAAAAUACACCCGAAGGCGAAAAAGAAGACAUUACGCCAACAACAUUCUUCAACGUUUAUUCACGUUUACCGAAUAAACUUUCAAGUAAUAUGCGUGAGUCUCUCAGUGUGCCUUUAGCCUUAUUAUCGGUGUUACAUUUGGCUAACGAAAAAGGUUUAGUUUUGGAGAAAAGGGAGGAUCUCAAAGACAUUGGUAUUGUUGGUCUUAUAAAAUAAGAAUAGUUUUAAUUAUAAUGUAUGACCAGUAGGCUGGCGUAAUUAAUUUUUUAUAUGGUGUGACUUUUAACCCUUGUAAAGAUAUGAUACUUUUAAAAGAAUCCUUACCACUUUGUUAAGAUGCAGAUAUUUUCAUUCAACCUUCAUUAUAGUCCUGCAUAGUACAGGUCAAUCAGAAUCACGGCACAAAAAUAGAAAGAAAAUAUCGAUUUCAUAUGGUAAUCUAUAUUUGAUGUGUCAGUUUGAAUAUUUUCUUGUAAUUAUAUAAUAACUUGACGCGACGCGACGGUGUGCAGUGGACCCUGGAUAAGGAGGCUCCGUUCGAUUAUCGGUAGGAUCGAGUUGGGAAAAUUGUUUCUGAUCCGGGUGUACUCGGUAAAGCCUCGCAGGGAAUUUUGUUGUACUGGUAUUAACAUUACAGGGUAUGCCAUAAUUUGAGACCAGGCAAUUGAUUUGGUAGUCUGGCAAUAGUUUUUAAUUUCCCGAUGUCAAGAUCAAUUUCUCCAUUUGCUAUGAGAUUCUGGAUUGACGUGAGGGCAUGAUGCUUAUAUGAUGGAACAACAAACAAACACUUUAUAGAAAUUUAUGCCCUAUUUUGUAAACUUUGUUUCCGUGACUUUAAUGUUUUAUCGUGACCAGUAUCAACAUUCUUUGUGAAUAUUUAUAUUGACACGCCUGGCGUGUCCAUCUUUCAAAGUGACCUUGCUGUAUGAAAAGUGACGAAUAACUUUCGUAACUUUUCCCUGAACCUUGUAAUUGAUAGCAGUCUUAAAGUAAAAAAAGAAAUUCGAAGAGGAUCCCUCGCUGUUACAAUAGAAUGCUGUGCAUAAAAAAUGUACAUAAUGAAUUUGAUAACAAUCUUCAUAUUUGUUG
Molecule: messenger RNA, 3120 nt
Organism: Hyposmocoma kahamanoa
Lineage: Eukaryota; Metazoa; Arthropoda; Insecta; Lepidoptera; Cosmopterigidae
Gene: barr
Product: condensin complex subunit 2
Exons: 12
Coding region: 124-2247 (707 amino acids)
Biological process (GO): mitotic chromosome condensation
Cellular component (GO): condensin complex
Molecular function (GO): chromatin binding
Source: RefSeq, a predicted model, not a curated record